CCUGAUGAGGCUAUUGCGAAAGAAUUACUAGACGGUUUCAUGUAUGGUUUUCAUUUGCAAUACACAGGCCCCCGAAUCCCCGUAGAUGCUCCAAAUUUAAAAUCAUUGAAUGACAAUAUUGCAUUAGCUAGAGAAAAGGUUAAAACAGAGAUUGAGAUAGGUAGAGUGGCUGGCCCCUUUAAAUCAAGACCUAUUGCUAUAUUACGUAUAUCUCCUUUAGGUUUGGUUCCUAAGAAAACCCCAGGUCAAUUUAGAAUGAUACAUCAUUUAUCAUAUCCAGAAAAUCAUUCCGUUAAUGAUUUCAUUGAUCCCCAUGUAUGUUCGGUAUCGUAUACAAAAUUUGAUGAAGCAGUUUUUAUGAUACAAAGGUCAGGUCAAGGGUCAUUGUUAGCAAAGGCUGAUAUUAAGUCUGCAUUCAGAUUAUUGCCAGUGUGGCCAGGUGAGUUUGAUUUAUUAGGUUUUAAACUUGAAGGGCAGUUUUUCUUUGAUAAAUGUCUACCAAUGGGUUGUGCUAUUUCUUGUGCUACAUUUGAGAAAUUUUCCACAUUUUUAGAAUGGGCCACACGUAAGAAACUGUACGGGGGGGAAAUGAUACAUUAUUUAGAUGAUUUUUUGUUUGUGGGGUCAAAGAAUUCGAACCAUUGUCAACAAGCUCUAUACACGUUCUUUAAUUUAUGUAGUCGGUUAGGAGUGCCUAUUGCUGAGGAUAAGACUGAGGGCCCACAGGAGGUAAUUUGUUUUCUGGGCUUGGAGAUUGAUACUGUUAACAUGUUAAUCAAGGUACCAAUGGAAAAGGUUCACGAAAUUGUGACUAGGAUUUCAGAUAUGUUAUCAGGACAGAAAACUACAUUGAAGGCGAUGCAGUCUUUAUUGGGCAUUCUCAACUUUGCAUGUCGUGCAAUCGCUCCAGGUCGAACUUUUUGUAGGCGAAUGAUUAAUGCCACUAUUGGGCUUACAAAACCAUUUCAUCAUUUGAGAUUAACAGCUGACAUACGUGCUGACCUGCUUAUGUGGUUACAAUUUUUCAAAUCAUUUAAUGGAAUAUCGAUGUUCCGUGACCAAUUUUGGGUCACAAGCGAACAUGAAAACCUUUUCACUGAUAGUUCAGCAAAACAGGGAAAUGGCUUUGGAGCAUAUUACAAUGGUAGUUGGACUUAUGCGAGUUGGCCUCAAUGGUGGUUUGAACAGGGCUAUACAGAUGACAUUACAGUGUUGGAAUUUUUCCCAAUUUUAGUGGCAAUAUUUAUUUGGGGCAAUAGGUUGGCAAAUAAAAAGAUACUUUUUCAUUCUGAUAAUCAGUCUGUUGUAGCCAUAAUAAAUUCUAUGACCUCGAAGUCGCACAACAUUUUGACAUUAUUGCGUAUCUUUGUACUUCGAUGUUUACAGUUGAACAUACUUUUCAAAGCAGUACAUAUUCCUGGCAAUGUAAAUAUAUUAACAGAUAGUUUAUCACGUUUACAGCUGGACAAAUUCCGACAACUGGCUCCUCAGGCAGAUUCCAGGGAGACUUAUUUCCCAACCUGGCUCUGGUCAAUUUUCACAGUGAAAUUGGAAGACUGCUAGGCGCAAGUCUAUCGAGCAGUACCCAUGCUUGUUACAGUAAUGCUAUCAGAAGUUUGGCACAGUUUAGAUCCUUAAUGCAUAUGGGGGAUAUAUGGCCGGUCCCUAUUGAGCAUUUACUAUUAUUCAUAGGACACCAUUCUACUAAGGGGUCAGCCCCAUCUUCCAUCGCAUCUUACAUAUCGGGCAUUAGUUUUGUGCAUAAAGUGCAUCAGUGGGACGACUCGACUUCCUUUUUUAUAGUUAAAAAAGCUCUGGAAGGUUUGAAGAGGUUGCAUGGCCGGCCUGACGCUAGAUCUCCCAUUACCCUUGAUAUUUUAGCUCAAAUACACUCAGAAUUGAGGCAUAUUUGUGCAUCUAGAUAUGAAUUGUUGUUAUUCAGGGCUGUGUAUUGCUUGGCCUUUUUCGGUCUGUUCAGAGUGAGUGAACUAGUCUAUACUACACCACAUGCAUCGCAUAGGCCUUUGUUGUUCUCCGAUAUAACAUUAGAUAUAGGCAAUGUUUCAGAAUUGAUUGUGACUUUAAGAUACUCCAAAGUGGUCGUGGUACAACAGUGCAUAUUCCGUUAAUACCAGGUAGUUUGGUUUGUCCUGUUAAAAACAUGCGAGAGUUCUUGUUGGUCAGACCUGUCAACAAUGGUUAUUUGUUUGUCCAUUGUGAUAGAAAACCCCUCAAUCAAUAUCAGUUCAGUGCAGUAUUAACUAAAGUAAUUUCUUUCUUGGGUUUACCUCAGGCACACUACAAGUCUCAUUCCUUUCGAAUAGGUGCUGCAACUACCUUAGCUAUGAGAGGAAUUUCGUCUGACACAAUUCAAGUGUUGGGUCGUUGGAAGUCCACAGCUUUCCAAAAAUAUGUUAGAGUUAAUAUGGCAUAGGGUUAUUGUUGCAGUGUACCAAGUCAUGCGCUGCUUCUGGUUAAUAAUAUUCAUUGAGUUUUUGCAGACGUAUGGAUAGUGGGAUCUUCUGUCAUUUAUUGGGCAUCCAAGAGAGCAGCGGUGCAGUUGAACAGUCACUUACGGCUGGAGCGCCUAGGGGUGAAUAUUUCCUGGAUGGGACGCCGUGGAUUAAAGUGGGACGGCGCGAUGUAUAAUAUCAGGAAGAGGCAUAUUUUGUAACUACCGGAAGUGAUGUCACGACUUCUCUUAACUGUCGCCCGUCGUCUGUUCGUCCAGCCGUCGGUUACAACAUGUCUGGAAUACAGGUGUAACAAGAAACACGCUGUCAGUUGCAGGGAGGCAAUUCUGGACGACUAUCAAGACGUCAUGGCGAUAGCGGAAGUCUAUCAAGGAAGAGAUUAUCUCCCUUCGAAAUACGAAGCGUGGAUCAAAUCUGACAACAUCAAAUGUUACGUCGCCCUCGUGAAUGACGACAUUGCAGCAUUUUCUGCUGGACAUAUCAUCGAUAAUGGCGAGACAGCAGUGCGACUCGCGGGAAGGGUCAAGGACACAUAUCAACGUCAAGGAGUUGUCAGGACCUUGGGCCGUUUCAUCCGAAAACAGUUUAGUUCUUCGGGUCUGAUUAAAUUUGAUACAUUCGCGACAGCUUCGUUAACCUACGACCCAAGCAAGGAUAUAUCCAGCAAGAUACUGUAUAAAGAAACAUUUGUCAAGAAUAUCCUUGCUUACAGAUUCAAAAUCAAAGACUUGAAAAUAUCAUCAAAUGACAUGAAAAAUAUGCCGUCAAGUUUUCAGAUGACCGACAUGGAAGCAAUAUUUUCUUCAGAUGCUACAUGCAAACAUCUUUUCCCAAACAAACGUUUUCUUACAGACUGGGUUCCAUUUCGACUUUUGUCAUCAAACAUUGAUGAUAUAAUUAAACCCGAUACUCUCAUGUUGGCGACCAGUGGUCAUGACAGACCAAACAAUGACGUCAUUAGCACGUUCCUCACCACUAGCUCGCAUUUUCCCUGUAAAAUAGGUCUAGCGUAUAAUGUUAAUGUAUUCGGCGAUGACGUCACUGAAUUGCCCCAACAUAUACUCAUGCAUUUGGAAAACAUGAGGCAAAUAUCAAGUGACCCAGAAGUUGUCAUAUCGCUUUUUGUGGUUACACCAGAAAACAUAGUUCGUGCAGAUAUCGACCGUUAUCUGUGUGAUACAAACAUUAGCCGAUACAGAGACGCUGAACAGUUUACGAAAAAACGUGUAUUUGAAAGACCUUUCUCAGAAUAAACUGCAUGUCGAUUUCAUCACACUCGGCCAUAUUCAAAUUACAUGGCUGUAGGAACUACACACACAUGUGAGGCCUCCCAAAAAUUACUUUUUAUGUGUUAAUCUUCAUAAACAUUUUAUAGAGUUUGUACAUCUCUUCCUUCACAUAUCGUUCCCACGGAUACGGGCAUGGAUCCAGUCGGAAAGGAAUAAACCCUCACGUAAAAAUAAACAGAAUGAAAAUUAA
Molecule: messenger RNA, 3953 nt
Organism: Gigantopelta aegis
Lineage: Eukaryota; Metazoa; Mollusca; Gastropoda; Neomphalida; Peltospiridae
Product: histidine N-acetyltransferase-like
Exons: 5
Coding region: 2687-3727 (346 amino acids)
Molecular function (GO): acyltransferase activity, transferring groups other than amino-acyl groups
Source: RefSeq, a predicted model, not a curated record